Molecule: messenger RNA, 3678 nt
Organism: Coregonus clupeaformis (lake whitefish)
Lineage: Eukaryota; Metazoa; Chordata; Actinopteri; Salmoniformes; Salmonidae
Product: EF-hand calcium-binding domain-containing protein 5-like
Exons: 19
Coding region: 238-3375 (1045 amino acids)
Source: RefSeq, a predicted model, not a curated record
UGAAUAUAAAUAUUGUAUUGCACAUAAAUAUCUAUAACAACCUCUAAAAAUGUAAAUACCUAUCUUAAAUACCUUAUUUCUCAGAGAAAAUGAAUGAGUGCAAAAUAGCCUACAAGCUCCACCCCCUUUUCUGCCAAAGAUGCCCACCAAUCAGAUCAGUUGCCCCAGUUUUCUCCUCAUUUUUACAUUUUACAGCAGACCGUCUAUCCUCUCUCCAUCUGAGGAGGGAAAGGGGGGAUGAAAAUGGAAGGGUCUCAGGAGGACCGAGAGGGGUGGGAGAGCACUCUGGAGAGACAGAUCACCAGCCGAGGGUCAGAGCUGGGGCGCAGACUGUACUCCCACAGGGAGUGUGUCCGCAAAGCUCAACUGACCCAAGGGGCGUGGGCCUUGACUGACCCUCUUACCCAGUACUGGCUCAGUCAGGAUGGAGAACAAUCCAUGGAUUCUAGGAUUUACAUGCUGGAGAAGGUCUUACCAUCUCUGGUCCCAUGUGUCAUGCAGCUCCUUAGAGAGGCAGACUUGUCUGAGCUGAAGAGACAGGUGGGGCAGUGCAGGGUGGAGCUGCAGAGGGGAGAGGAGAUCCAGAGGCGUACCAUGGAGACACGGAGGGAGUGUCUGGCACUACACUUCACUGACUGGAGGCUCCACCCUCUGCACCUGGUGCAGAAUGCUCUACUCAGCUUCAAGGAACUCCUUCAUUCCAAAAGUUCAGAUGAUCAGUUGGCCUGGGACCUGAACACUGAUGAUUCUGGCACACAUGACUCACUACAGCAAGACCAAUUUGUCCAUUAUGCGUGUCAGUAUGUCUCGGGGCUCUCUGAGGAGCAGUUCCAGCUGUUUCUGGAACAUCUCUCCCUGUGUAGCCGGGAACACGGCUGUGCUGAGAAUUUGAGGCACUGGACAGAGACACUCUCUCAGGCCUUCACCCACUGUGACUGUGCUAAGACUGGGUGUCUGGACAGAGAGAGAGUGUUGGCCCUUCUGCUGAGUUUCUACCAUGAUCAGAAUGAGAGCACACAGGAGUCCAUGCAUGAUCCUAACCACUGGCCCUUACAAGAAGACGACCACAUGACCGUUGGUCUCCUUGGAAGCCCUGUAGCCAUGGAGACAGAGAAGGCCUGUAUGCCAUGUGAUGCUGGACAGGGGGACAUGCAGCUUCCAUGCCAUGAGAUAAAGGGGGGAGAAGAGAGGAGGGGAGAGGGAAACAGGGUUACCCCCACAGAGAGCCUGGAGCUGGGGCACCAAACUGCCAUACACAGCCCAGAACCUCCAGACGACCGAGCGAACAUAGAAGAGGUCAUGAAGGGGUCAGGGUCAGACAACCCAGCGCUGGACAUAGAGGGGCUAUGUGUUGUCGUGGAGUCUGGUCCCCUACCUGAAGAAGCAGAGGAUCCUGGGUCGUGCUGGACCAUGUGUGCCUAUGAAACUCAAACGGUGAGCCGAGGGCAGUUCCUGCAGCUUGUGCUCAGCUUCCUGGGGAGAGCAUCCAGUGGCGCUAUGGUGGACAGCCUGGCUGGACACAUCAAAGCUGGCUACAGAGAGAAAGAGAGCGAGAGACUGCGCCGGCUGCAGCAGUGUAACCAGCAGAAAGAAGAGGACAGGAGGUCAAAGGAGGUGUCGUCUCUUUUCUUCUCCUGGGACAGCGAGGGCAGAGGAGCAGUGGACAGAGAGGAGGUGGAGAGAGAGCUAAGUCUGUACAAGGAUGGAGCAGAGGAAGGGGCCUUACAGAGAGCCUGGCAGCAUGGUGAGCCACCUCUCUCCAGCUGCUCUGUCCUCUCUCUGGGACAAUUCCAGGCCUUACUGAGGGCUUUCCUGGUGGAGCUGCCACCAGAGGAGGGUUCAGGGGUCUGGGCCUUCCAGGAGCUCCUGGUCUACCUGCAGGAGCGGGCAACCCUGCGAGGGAGCAAGGACAGGGGUAGAGGGGCUACCAGGCAGGCCUGGCUGCAGGAGAUUGGGAGAGCAGCCCAAAGAGGUUCAGCCCAGAUGGAGCCUGUUUAUGGAGCUGUGUUUAGCGCCGUGCUCAGAGAUGCAGAGGUGAAUGCGAAGGGGAAGCUGUUGAGUGUCUCUGUAGCCCUGCUGGAGGAAGAGGAAACAGGCUCCAGGCUGAGUUACGUGGCCUGUACUACUGAGGAUGCCCGCCUGGUUCUCAACAAGAUGCUCCAGCCACACCAGGCCCCUGUCAGUUUCUCAGCCAUAGAGAGCUGUAGUCCAGUGCACGUGCCCAGAGUGGGCGUUCACGGAGGGGUCUACCUUUUCGACGAGUCUCGAGCCGCUUCACAUUGUUAUGGCUCGUUCAUCGCCAUUCCCAUAUUGGACCCCCGAGAGCAGGGACGAGCUAUUGGGGUGCUGGGUCUCGACACACUCCGAGAUUCAAACGACACACACCUGUUCUCACGCCACGAGAUAGACUUCUACCAGGGGGUGAGCAGUGAAUUCAGCAGAGCUCUCCAUUAUGUGGUGACUCACCGCAGCAUACUGCACAUUGUGGAGAGCGCCUCACUCUGGCUACACAGUAGAGUCUCUGCCAUUCACAGUAUCACCACCUAUCUGAUGGAGGCUUCAGAUGGACAGGGCAGUGACUACUCUCUGAGGAAGAUGAUGGUGAUGGAGGGAGGUUCUAGUCACUCCCAUUGGCUCUCCCCUCCUCCUUCCUUACACCGCUCAGAUCACUUCUCCAGAGACUACCUGUUCCAGUGCUGUGACACCUCACAGGUUGGGUACUAUGUGGUGUUUGGGGCGUACAGACUGGUGCUCCCUGUGAGGGACUCAGCUGGGUGGGCCCUGGGGGUGGUGGACAUGGAGUUAGAAACCCUCUCAUCGGGCCACCAGGGGGGGCUGCAGCCACACGAGCGCAGGGACCUGUCUGCUGCAGGGAAGGCAAUGCAGGCUGCAUGUGUUCAGCUGCACAGAGAGAGCACUGGGACGAGCAGGCAACACAGACUUCUAGAGGCGGAGGGCCUGGGAGGGGAGCGGCGGGCGUCCAUCUUGUUCCUAUGUUUCAUGCUGGAGCACCUGCGCCAUCGCUGUCUGUCCAGAUUGGACCAAUCAAUUGUAGCGGAGCUCCAGAGCUCCCAGGAUGCACCUCACCACCUCCCUGUCAGUCAAGUCGUGAAGGCGGUGCUUCUACUGCUGUACCCUGAAAGGGAGGGCUCUGUCCAUACAGACGAUUGGUGCCAAAAGAUGAUGGUGAGCACUGACCUGCGCCAUAGGCUGGCCAGGUUUGACCCCUUAGCCAGGGCGGUGAGAGUGGACAGGGAGCUGGUCCACAGCUGCAUAGCAGGAGUGGAAAGGAGGGAGUUGGGGCAACAUAGAUCAUUACCACUGGAGGACCUGUAUGACUGGGUGUCCAUCUGUUUGUCUGUCUGUUCCUACUAGAUUCAAGUUUCAAAGUUUAUUCGCCACGUACACAGUAUACAACAGUACAGUCAAAUUCUUACCUUGAGAGCUCUUUCCCAACAAUGCAGUGAUAAUAAUAAUAUAGAUAACAAUAGAACAUUUAAAACAUGUGAUUUAAUUAAAAAAACACACAAGAACAAUGAUGUGAAUUAGAAACAUGAGAAUGCAAGUGUAUACAGGUCAGUGCCAGUACCUUAUUCGAUUUGCAUGGGUUUCUACAUAAAAAGUGACUGGUUGCAGGAUAUACAUGUAAACAGGGCUGAAAAGUGACUGGAAGCAGGA